Messenger RNA from Humulus lupulus (European hop), 1678 nucleotides. RefSeq names its product diaminopimelate decarboxylase 2, chloroplastic-like. The record is from RefSeq and is a predicted model, not a curated record. Gene Ontology annotation, molecular function: diaminopimelate decarboxylase activity. Bases 87 to 1544 code for a protein of 485 amino acids. NCBI's taxonomy places the organism in Eukaryota, Viridiplantae, Streptophyta, Magnoliopsida, Rosales, Cannabaceae. Gene Ontology annotation, cellular component: chloroplast. The transcript is spliced from 8 exons.
CGAGAGCAGAACACGUUGUUGGGUACUCUUCUCUUUUAUAUAGCGAACUACUGACACAGCCGAGCUCACUCAGUUUCAAUUCAUCAAUGGCGGCUACACAACCCCUCUCUCACUCCCAAUUCCUCCCCAGAACUCUAACUCGCUCACUGAACCAUAACUCUCUUUCUCAGUUGUCAUUUCUACCCCAAAGAUCUUCCCUUAAACCCCUAAAUCUUAGAGCUAUCGUCUCCCAAAACCCCUCAAAAACCUCAGCUCUAAACCCCGGAACAGCCCCAUUUCAGCACUGCUUCACCAAAUCCUCAGAUGGGUUUCUUUACUGUGAGGGUAUCAAGGUUCAGGACGUCAUGGAAUCUGUGGCGAGAAGACCUUUCUACCUUUACAGUAAGCCUCAAAUCACCAGGAAUGUUGAGGCCUAUAAAGAGGCUUUGGAGGGCUUGAACUCCAUUAUUGGAUAUGCCAUUAAGGCCAACAAUAAUUUGAAGAUUUUGGAGCAUUUAAGGCAGCAGGAUUGUGGUGCUGUGCUUGUCAGCGGGAAUGAGCUGAGGUUGGCUCUUCUAGCUGGGUUCGACCCCACUAGAUGUAUCUUUAACGGGAAUGGCAAGUUGUUAGACGAUUUGAUUUUAGCUGCGCAAGAAGGUGUUUUUGUUAAUAUUGAUAGUGAAUUUGACUUAGACAAUAUAGUAGCGGCUGCAAGAAUUGCUGGAAAGAAGGUUAAUGUUCUACUCCGGAUUAACCCCGAUGUGGACCCACAGGUCCAUGCAUAUGUUGCCACUGGGAAUAAGAACUCCAAAUUUGGUAUUAGAAAUGAGAAACUGCAAUGGUUUCUUGAUGCUGUGAAGGCACAUCCUGAAGAGCUGAAACUUGUUGGGGCCCAUUGCCAUCUCGGAUCUACCAUUACCAAGGUGGACAUAUUCAGGGAUGCUGCUGUCCUUAUGGUCAACUAUAUUGAUGAAAUUCGAGCUCAAGGUUUUGAAGUUGAUUAUUUGAACAUUGGAGGUGGACUUGGGAUAGAUUAUUAUCAUUCUGGUGCUGUCCUUCCUACCCCAAGAGAUCUAAUUAAUACCGUUCGGGAGCUGGUCCUUUCAAGAAAUCUUAAUCUCGUCAUUGAACCUGGCAGAUCACUGAUUGCAAACACUUGCUGCUUGGUUAAUCGGGUAACAGGUGUUAAAACUAAUGGAACAAAAAACUUCAUUGUAAUUGAUGGCAGCAUGGCUGAACUUAUCCGUCCUAGUCUGUAUGAUGCCUAUCAGCACAUAGAGUUGGUUUCUCCUACGCCACCUACUGCGGAGGUCUCAACUUUUGAUGUGGUGGGUCCUGUGUGUGAAUCUGCUGAUUUCCUGGGAAAGGAAAGAGAACUUCCAACCCCAGCCCAGGGAGCUGGUCUGGUGGUUCAUGAUGCAGGUGCUUACUGCAUGAGCAUGGCAUCAACUUACAAUCUGAAGAUGCGCCCUCCGGAGUACUGGGUUGAAGACGAUGGUUCACUGGCCAAAAUCCGUCACGGGGAAUCUUUUGAAGACCAUGUUCGAUUCUUCAAUGGGCUCUGAUUUCUAUUUUUUUUUAACUUUCAUUGUGCUGUUUGGUUAAGAUUUGGUUUGCAUUGGAUAUUGUAUCUCCAUACCAACUUGUUGCUCUGAAUCUGAUUGGAUGAUAAAUGAAAAAUUGAAAGGAAAAAAAGAAA